AUGAACUUCCUGCUCUUGCUGUUUUUGGUCUUCUUCGCGCCAUUGAUGCUUUUUGCUGUAUGGCUGGCCGCUUCUUCUUGUUUAGGAAAUCGUCUGCGCACUCGAGAUGGCCGGUUUUCAGCGCGUCCAGUCCUUGAUACAUACGGGCAGAGCUACCUUCGAACCAUGGCCAAUUCCGGGGCCUCGAUGUCCGAGCAGAUUGAACUCGACGACAUGCUAGCAGAACCAGGAACUCGCCGUCACUUCGACGGAGAUGAGGAUUGA
Penicillium subrubescens is the source of this 264-nucleotide messenger RNA. RefSeq lists its product as uncharacterized. NCBI's taxonomy places the organism in Eukaryota, Fungi, Ascomycota, Eurotiomycetes, Eurotiales, Aspergillaceae. The coding region runs from base 1 to 264 and encodes 87 amino acids. The record is from RefSeq and is a predicted model, not a curated record. The transcript has 2 exons.